Iphiclides podalirius (scarce swallowtail) is the source of this 3621-nucleotide messenger RNA. NCBI's taxonomy places the organism in Eukaryota, Metazoa, Arthropoda, Insecta, Lepidoptera, Papilionidae. The record is from the annotation of a GenBank genome assembly.
AUGCGUGACAUUGUUUACAUAUGCUCGAGUUAUUUAGCUGAACAUGCUGAUCUAAAUAAGCAUAAGGGUCCUGCUUUUAAAAUGUUGAUCAAUACAAUGCUUAAAAAGCCUAACCUGUUGUUAUUUGAGAGUGGAAAUAUUAGACAGAAAUACGGAGAAGCUGCGGCAAAUUUGAGCAAUGCGAGAAGCUUAGAAAGCGACCAUGACGAUCCGAAUCUAACCAAAACAAUCCAGACAAAUCUUUUAAAAUCGGUUGACGACGUUGUUGAAAGAGGUGCCAAUUAUUUAUCAGGUUUUACACGGGACCGAGAGAAAGCUUUAAAAUUGCUAUUGAGUACGAUGAAAAAGGAUCCCACCAAAGAAUUAGCGAAACGAAAUAAAUAUGCUAUGACAUACGGCACUGCAGCUGCAGAAAUAGAAAAAACACCGGCUAUUAUACCGUACCUACCAGUGAAAGAUAUAAAAGAGGAAAUUAAAGAUAAGCUCACAGAAGAUGUCAAGUCGAUCACACCAGCUGAUCUUAAAGUGCCAAUGAAAUCUCUUGUACGAGAUGUGGCAGAAGUUUUAUCACAGCCAAUAGCUAUGAAAAGCAACGCAGCUGGUGAAAAAUAUCCAAUGGACUUUUUGAUAGCGGUAGAAAAAUCUAUGGGCUCUAAACCGCUUUAUGAAUACAAAGGCUAUAAAGAAACGUACGCUGAUGCGGCUGAUACAUUACAAAAGACUGUUAUGUCUGAAAAUGACAUCAGAAACGAUAUACUGGAAGCGGAAAUUUCAUCGGAAUUGAAAAAAACCAUACCACCGAAACUUUCACCGACCAUUGCCAGUGAACUCGUCGAACCAGUUGAGGAGGCUUCAAAACAUCUUGCAAGUAUUGGAACAAAAAGAGGUGCCGCAUUGGAGCACUUGACUAAUUUAAUGAAAGAAAAGGGUGAUUUGUCUCUUGCCCGUAUUCAAGGCCACGACCAAUCUUACGUCGAUGGCGCACGAAGCACAGAGUCUUGCUGCCGAAAAGACACGGUCAACGAAGCAGCAGGUAACUUGGCAAACAUUGUUAAAGGAAGAGGUGAAGUCAUACAGGUAAUACAUGAUGGAAUGAAAAAGAAAAAAGAUAAACCAUUCUUGUCGAUUGACCAGUUCCAGAAGACGUAUGAACAAGCAGCUGAAAUACUAGAAGAAGCACCGAAUGUAACUAGUCACCAUAUCGAUCCCUUAAUAAUGGAAAAAGUUUCUGAACGCGUUAAAGAGGUACCUAUCGGAGGGAUUAGUCCUCAGGGAAAGGCGCACGUUGAAGCGAGUAGGGGAGCGGCAACCUCUCAUGUGCCUAGGGCGACCAACGGAUCAAAUCUACCACUGGUUAAACCACUGGUUAAAGACGAUGAUACAAAGGAACACACGCAAAUCACAGGCAAAACAUUCCCAGAUGACUUGCCUCACGAAGAAGCCCUGCAAAUGCUGCAUAAAAAGUUGAAAGCGCGUGGCAGCGAAACAUUUUACAAGCAACCUCGCAACGAAUUAACUCAUAUACAGGCCUCCGAAUGGCUAUCAAAUAAACCGUUUGACGUAGACCAGUCAGUGAAGGAGUCGACCGACACCGGACGUUUGCACAAAAAGUUCGAGAGGAAGCUUAGCUCACUCGUCGGUGGCACGGCGCCCACGAUGCAAGAUUCAAUGCAAGACGUUAUCAUCGAGACGUCACGGGUUCUCUCAGAGUACUUCAUGACUAAAAGUUAUGGCACCCUUGCUCGCGAGGCGAUUAUCUCUGAGAUGCAAAAGCGUUGCAACGAUGUCCUCAUCGAGGAAGACGACGCCACUGAGACAUAUUUCUAUGCUGCACAAAGAUUGAAAAAGGCAAAAACUCUUGAGACAUCAAAUCCUUGUGAGCGAGAUCAGUAUUACAUAAGCAAGAAAUUAGAGGAAAUGAUUAGAUCGCGAAACACUCUAAGAAAAAUAGGCGUACAUAUUAAAGAUUACAUUCAAAAAUCCUCUAAAUAUCUAUCAGAACUUGUGACCAAACCAGAUAAAGAAAUAGACGCUUACAUUGCACUCUUAACAGAAAUGGAGGCAGCCGGCGACCGUCCCCUCGUCGAAGGGAAAAUCCCCAAGUCUUAUAAGGAGGCAGCGGCUUAUCUGCGUCAACUAACAUCGUUCGAUGAUGAAAUUAACCGCGAGGAUAAGUCGUUGCAGUCUACAAUCGGAUCAAAGUUACAGAACAUCACGGCAAACGUCGCAAUGACUGGAUACGACAAAUCGGACCUUAAUCGUGUCAUUGAACAGAAUGCCAAACUUCUUACAUCUUACAUCAAAUUUCAAGGUGAAAAGACCGAUGCUCUCAAAGUUCUAGUUAAUUCAAUGGAAAAGGAAGGUGAAAAUGUUCUCUUGCGUCAUGGAACACUUCGUAAAACGUAUCAGGAUGGCGCAAACAUCUUACGGCCGAAGAACGCGGAUCAAUUAAAAGUAACAAAUGUAGAUCCAGUAGUUUCAAGGAAGAUCGAAAUAAAACUUCAAAAUUUAAUGCUCCAAUCAUUUAAUAAAUAUAAGGAUGUUAUGAACGAGGUCAUUCAAGUCUGCAAAUGCAUGAAGAGCGUAUGCGUGCAAUGCGAACUGUGGUGCAAUGAAAUUGUGAGACGUAUGGCCAGGCAGCGGUGCAAAUGCUUGCGCCACUGUAAAGAGGCCGACGUGUGCCCUUCACGGCGUCUCCAGUUCGACGGGAGCGGUUUGCACAUCUGCGCGUCUGGACUCCAAGUGUCGUUUACGCGGUGUCCCUCAAGGCAUACGGCUGGUGAAAACCCUUCCCCGUGCCCCGCCUCUAAGCCGGCCUCUGGCUGCAAAACCGACACCACGGCCGCCUACCUUCUGUACACGUCGCACGGCCCGUUCGAUAACAUACCGACGAAGCUAACUAGUGACGACUCCGAAGCAACACCAAUCAGUAGGACAGCGUCGCGCGCUUAUUCUCGCGCCAAUACCAGCCUUUCUACUGGACAUACGCGCUCGGACCGAGAUGGCUUUCUUAGAACGAGUACUUCGUCAGACACGCUCGACGACAUGUUGGCGACGAACCGCAAUCUGCCGAGUAUUGAGCACCAUGUUUCUAUUGAUACCGAGCCGUUGCAUUCGAUUGGAGGAAAAGCGACGUCUACGCCGGCUCAAGUGAAGUCUCCCUUGGGUACAACUAAAACUACAGAUAACGUUCAAUUAAAACUUUCCAAGGGCAAUAUACAAUCAAAGAAUGCGUUUAGUUUACGAACUCCAAUAAUUACCACUGAUGAAAUGUCCGAUUGGCACUCAAUGAUGGUUAGUUUGAUGUGGAACGUCCAAGCUUGGAGGGUUUGGAUAUACGAUAGUAUCAACAGGCUGUUAGCGUUUCAAGAGCGUAACGAAUUGGAUGAGCUUUGGGCAAAUUUUCAAAGAAAGACAACGACGGAAAUUUUGCAAUGGUAUCAUUACGAUAGUUUUAGCCGGCAGCUGAUUUCAAGGAUAGCUUCGACUUAUAAGAAUAAGAGGAUAGUAUCUCCUACGAGGACUACAGUCAAAACUAAAACUUUCUUGGAAAGCCACGAUGACAUGUUGGGAAUAAUCGAUACAUUUAACAGAUGGACAUAUUGGCUUACUAUUGCUGUA